UUUCUCAACUGUUCUCCGUGUUGAACUCGCGUUUUUUAUAGCAGACAAAACUCAAAAGCAAGAGAAGAAACGCUGAGAUAGAGAGAAUCUGAGCGCGAUUCUUAUCCGACGAUUUAUACCUAAUUAUCGCGGCAUUCAAUCCAAGUCUUCACCCUUUCAAAAAAAGCCUUCCUUUGUGUGUGUGUGUUUUAACUUAGCUUUUGUUACAAUUUUUUUUUUUAAUUUUAAUUUCUUGAUCUCGUCUCUAGAUCACGUUUUCAUCGGUUGAUAAUCGUUGGUUGAUUCGGUCGAUAGGUCGAUAGAUUUUCGAAUUAAAUUUUAGGUUAUUUUAAAGGAGCUGGGGAAUUUGAAAUAAAUUUCUGUGCGUUUUAUGAUGUUGGACCUAACUGUUGCGUUGUGAAGUACUAUGGAAGUUGUUGCUACACGAAAGAGAAGAAGAUGACGCCUUACAUUGGUCGCGAAGCUUCAAAGCUAUGGAAGAGAAUUUGUGCAGAAACGACCACGGAAAUCAACCUUCUUAUCGAGAACUGGAAGUACUUGCUCGCCGGACUAGUUUUUCAGUACAUACAUGGUCUUGCUGCAAGAGGAGUUCAUUAUAUACAUCGUCCAGGGCCAACUUUACAGGAUCUUGGAUUCAUUCUUCUCCCUGAGCUUGGGCAAGAUAAAGCCUACAUCAGUGAGACUCUAUUCACAUUCAUCUUUUUGUCAUUCAUCUUGUGGAGCUUCCAUCCAUUCAUCUUAAAGAGCAAAAAGAUUUACACGGUCCUAUUAUGGUGCAGGGUUCUAGCAUUUUUAGUUCUUUCUCAAAUUCUCCGGAUUAUGUCAUUCUAUUCUACCCAGCUUCCGGGUCCAAACUAUCAUUGCCAUGAGGGCUCUAAACUUGCCAGGUUGCCACGACCCCAGAGUGUACUCGAAGUUCUCUUAAUUAAUUUUCCGCGGGGCGUAAUAUAUGGUUGUGGGGAUUUGAUUUUUUCAUCACACAUGAUCUUUACUUUAGUCUUUGUGCUCACUUAUCAGAAAUAUGGCACUCGAAGAUUUAUUAAGCAGAUUGCUUGGUUGCUUGCUAUUGUUCAGAGCUUUUUGAUUGUAGCAUCCCGCAAACAUUACACAGUUGAUGUUGUUGUUGCAUGGUAUACUGUUAAUUUAGUGGUGUUCUUUAUAGACAAGAAAUUGCCUGAACUGCCUGAUCGUACCAGUGGAAUUUCCCCUCUGUUACUGCCCCUGAGCACCAAAGACAAAGAUGGUAGAACUAAAGAGGAAAACCACAAGCUCUUGAAUGGGAACUCUGAUCCCUCAGAUUGGAGGCCAAGAACACAGAUCAAUGGCAAGAUUAUGGAAGAUGGAAAUGGAGUCCAUGUUGAUACGGCAAUGAACGGUGCUUAGAUGAUGGAAGCUGCCACAAAUACCACUAAUUGAAUUCUUGUAAUCCUGAAUUAAAGCUUUAGUUGCUCGAGUUAUCACCUCCUUUGCCUGAGACUGGUUUUUCUUUUUCCCAAAUGAUUUGUAUUUUAGAGAAAAUGGAGUUUGGGUAAUUAGGUUUGUAUAUUUUUGCAGUCAACGCCUCCGCUUAAGUUUUUGGUCAACAGCAUGGUCAAACAUUGGCAUCUGCAUGUAUCUUAUCACGGAAUUAUAAGAUCUCUAUUGUUGCCA
Molecule: messenger RNA, 1650 nt
Organism: Mangifera indica (mango)
Lineage: Eukaryota; Viridiplantae; Streptophyta; Magnoliopsida; Sapindales; Anacardiaceae
Product: phosphatidylinositol:ceramide inositolphosphotransferase 1-like
Exons: 12
Coding region: 439-1383 (314 amino acids)
Biological process (GO): ceramide biosynthetic process
Cellular component (GO): endoplasmic reticulum membrane; trans-Golgi network; Golgi membrane
Molecular function (GO): sphingomyelin synthase activity; ceramide cholinephosphotransferase activity; inositol phosphoceramide synthase activity
Source: RefSeq, a predicted model, not a curated record